Molecule: messenger RNA, 977 nt
Organism: Owenia fusiformis
Lineage: Eukaryota; Metazoa; Annelida; Polychaeta; Sabellida; Oweniidae
Source: the annotation of a GenBank genome assembly
AGUAAUAGUACCAGUUAGGAGAUAAGGUGAUGUCCGAUUUAACAUUACAAUUGCUGGAUAUAAACUGCUUCCAAUCAGGGCUAAAGUUCACGAUUGGGAUGAGAUAACAAGUAUCACUGAACAUCUCAAUAUUCGUCCAGGUGUGCAAAUCGAUAUUCACGGAUACCAGGACGAAAGGAUGAAAUUCCUCCUCUGGUGCGAUGGCGACUAUUUCAUUAUUCCCUCUUCUUAUCAAGGGCGAUUCAGGGCUUGUCCCAAACAAAUCAACAGCGUCGAAGAUCUGUUGAAGCACAAUGGAGAUCGUGUGUUGGUAGUGAAAGAGGCCAAGUAUAUGUCAUAUGAUUCCGUUAACGUUGGGGAUGUCUUAGACCUGACACGAAGGAGAUUAUCUCAUCUAGAAAGAGUCGAACAAGGAAAACAUCAUCGGGAUGCGGAGGUGGAAGUACUGCUGUGUACGAAAGAAUCCCCCGGCGCUAUGUACUCAAUACCAGUCAGUCUCCCAACAUUCAUGGAAGGUGUAUUUGAACCAAUCCCCAAAGACACAACCCUAUACAGCAUAACCAAUGCCCAUGCGGUUUACAAAAGAGGCAGUCAAUUUGAACUUGUCAGACCGGAUCCACGAUUCGAGGAUAUAUUGCCACAAAAUACCAGGAUAACACUGGACUUUUGUAUCAGAGAACCCGAAAUUAUGAUAUCGUUAGCAGACGACAAAAUGGCUAUGCAUCUUCCAACAAGGACAGAUAUACAAGUUUCAUUCAUGACACAGAUUCAGCACAAAAAUGUGAAACUGGCUGAGUUGGACAGUGCACCAGAGAAGUUAUCAGCUGAACGAUACAACGAACUUGCAGCCCAAGACCACGAUUACGAAACGGUUGACUACGAAAUUGUGAAUGCAUUUCCUCGAAUGGUAGUUGAUGGCGAUAAUCAGAUUUACACAGACGGUGGUAGGUGUUGUUAAUUGGUUUAUUCAGCUUGUU